AUGGCAUCAAAUGUACCCGCAUCUCUGAAGCCGAUCGCUCAUUACAUCAAAAUCGCUAACGAGAAUUCUAGUCGGGAUCCUGUUGUGUAUUACUGGUGUCUUUUCUACGCUGUUCAAAAUGCGAUGCAUUUGGAUAAAAGUUCGCCAGAAGCGCUGAAGUUUCUCACCGGUUUGCUCAGUACGUUGGAGACUAUUAAGAAGCAGUUGGUUGGCAACGAGGCGAUAACUAACGAGGUGGUAGCACAAGCUCAUCUCGAGAACUUCGCUCUGAAGCUUUUCAAUUUUGCUGAUGUUCGAGAAAAAGCGGGUCAGGUUGACAAGAGUGUUGUGCAUGCCUUUUACACUGCAGGACACAUUAUGGACGUGCUUUCGCUUUUCGGUGAGGUGAGUCUUUCUUCCCGGAGUCAAUUUUUUCAUUCAUGUGCUGACACCGUUACGAUAUUUUGUUAUAGAACAUUUCUA
Molecule: messenger RNA, 462 nt
Organism: Ostertagia ostertagi
Lineage: Eukaryota; Metazoa; Nematoda; Chromadorea; Rhabditida; Trichostrongylidae
Source: the annotation of a GenBank genome assembly